CAUCUGACUUGUUUUAAAGUUACAUUUCAAUUAAAGCAGUUUACAUUUCAACGAGUUACAUUUGAAUGAAUGUAAUUUACAUUUUAAUUAACCUGAAAUUACAUAUUGGUUCACGCAAUUUACAUUUCAUAUAAUUUUGGGAGCACCAUGCUCAUGCUACAACCGUACCACAGUAUACGUACUGGCACACUACUGACACGUAAUAUGUUCGGAGCACUAGUAUGAUACACUGGUACCCUACCUUCUGAUGUAGGCGUCUAAUUAGGAAAACUUGCCACCUGCCAAGUUGAAAGCCCCUAGCUAUGGCGGCAGAGAUAACCCAAACUGCUUCACCGUGUUCAAUUAGUUUUCCCUCUUAUGUUUCCCAUUGAGACUCUUCUUUAUCUUUCUUCUCAUCUUCCAUGACGGAAUCUACCGCCCCGGCGUGAAUUCUGCUUCUUCUGUCCUCCUCCUCUUAGCCUGCUUCUCCUCACACUCUGUAAUUCCUUCCACUUCUUCCAUUCCUCCCCCGUCUCCACUCUCCACUCGCAGGGAAGAUGCCCUUACCAAUCUCGGAUUCGACGCUGUCUCCGGCAGGGAUUCUCCGGCGGCUCAUCUGAUAGUGUAUAACACUCGGGAAGAAAUGCAACUAUAGAAGAAGACCCGACGAGAUUCAUGGAUGUAACACUUGAGAUUAAUAUAAAAGGAUUAAUAGUACUACUCAUACCAACAAAGGUGUAUCUCCAAAGUAAAGCGUGCUUGCGCGGGAGUAGUCUUGAGAUGGGUGUCCCCUGGGAAGUUUCUCUGGACGCACACGAAUGAAGACAAAGUGCGCGAUAAAGACUUGUGGUAUUCUUAAAAAUUGCACGCUUUUUGUAACACGCUUGUGGGGGUGUUAUGUUUCCUCUCAAAGUGCACUUUGAGUUCCCACAAAAGCGUCCUAAUAUUCUAAUUCUUCAAUGCGUCCUAAUAUUCUAAUUCUUCAAUUUGGGAGAAGGGAGAACUAUUAACUGACAUAUUGAAAUCAAUAAGGCAAUAUUUAGAAAAUGCUCUUGUUGAUUCUUCCCAAGUAGGCUGGAUAGCACGAACGCUAUUCGGGCUAGCUAUGUCACUUGGUGACAAUGUUCCCUGGGUUGACCCCAAGUAGCGGAGAUGUGCCGAAUGCUGUUCGGGCAUCCUGACCGGGGUGUCUUGUACCGCUUUGGGCCACUUAAGGCGCCGAAUGAAGGAAGAAGAUGAAGUGAAGGCGAUCCGACCUCCUCAUAAACCGCCGCCGGUGGUUCUUGGAAGGUUGAGUGAAGAAAUUUAUUUUUUUGCUUUUAUUUAUUUUAAUGGUCUGAAUUUAUCUAUGUUUGUUUGUUGUUUUAUCUCUUUCGAUUGUAAGACUGUGUUUUUGAAUUUGGAUGUGGCUGAUGGAAUGACCUCGAUAACCGUCCUUUGUUCAUUUGUGCCAUUAAUGGAUUAACUAGUUAUAUUGCUGCAGUGCUAAACUUUGAGUCUGAUUCGAGGGACGACAGUUGUCGGAAGUUUUUGUCGAAUACUCGAAUUACCUACUAUCUGAAUGAUGCGUUAUCAAUUUAAGCCGAUUUCUUAAAAAAAAACAGUUUACUUACAUAUUCAUUCAUAAUAUUAAGAUAAGACAUGAAAGUUUGAUCCAUUUUUUUUUUAAAUUAGAGACCUUUUUAAUAGGUUGGUGUUUGCUGCCAUACCCGCGACGUCGCCGGACGGAAUUCGCCAGCACCUCUUAAUUUCGCCGGACCCAUACCAUCAUCUUCAGUACUCUAUAGUAACUAACUCAGCAAAUAGAAUAAAGAGAGUGAAGAGCAUUGACUGAGUUUGAAAUAACCAGGAGAACGGAAGAAUUAACUCGGCAAUCAAACUCAUAGCGGCUCUGAUAUCUUUUCAUGAUUCUAUCCUUUGGAAGAGGUGUGAGAAAUCAAUAACAAUCAGCUUCUCUCACUGGUCGGCGUUCAAAUUCACCUCCGUAUGGUUAUAAUGCUUGCGAUUUUCGGCACCUGAGAUGCUGUAUUUCUCCAAUCAGACACUGAUAUUAUGAAUAGAGAAGAUUUAGGGAACAUAAUGACUGUAAGAGAAAAGCCAACAUGUGCGGCUGUCCUGAAGAGCAAUGCUCACCACAAUGAUGAAAGAGAGCCUAGCCUUGAACCCUGUGUUGGCUUGGAAUUUGAUUCAGCAGAAGAAGCACAAGAGUUUUAUAAUCUCUACGCAACAAAGGCUGGAUUCAGGAUCAGAAUUGGUCAGCUGUACAGAUCCAGAAUUGACGGCUCGGUAAUUUCUCGAAGAUUUGUGUGUUAUAAGGAAGGGUUCCAGACCAACACAAGAGUUGGCUGUCCGGCUUUCAUAAAGGUACAGAAGGGUGAUUCUGGAAAAUGGGUCAUAUGUAGUAUCAACAAGGAACACAAUCACGAACUCCAACUCCCUGGUGAAAUUUCACCCACAAAAAUCCACAGAAAAACGCCUCCCACUCCAAGAACGUCUCGAGUGCUGUUAGCUAGGACAGGUCUUAGAUCACUUGAUGAGGAUGGACCAUCCGGAUUGCUUGACGCUAAACGGAUUAGAAGGGUUGAAGAUGAAGAAGAGGUUAGCGGUGAGCCUAAAGGUGAAGAACCAUGCAAGGGUCUUGAGUUCACUUCUGCCAACGAAGCAUACAAGUUUUACAGCGCAUAUGCUGCUAAGACAGGGUUUAAAGUGAGGAUCGGUCAGCUAUUCCGUUCCAAGCUUGAUGGAUCAAUCACAUCGCGAAGAUUUGUGUGCUCUAAAGAAGGACAUCAGCACCCUUCAAGAUUGGGGUGUGGGGCAUUCAUGAGGAUACAAAGGCAAGAGUGCGGGAGAUGGAAGGUUGACCGCUUUCAAACCGAACACAACCAUGGAUUUGAUGUACCGGACACUUCGGUUUUAUUCAAAGAGGAAGGAAGCAGUGGGUUAGAUAAUUUGGAUUUCAUUGAUUCGAACGGUGACCUCACCAUCGUCCUCCGUGACCGUGAAGAUAAAACUGGAAGCCAUUGGUACAAUGUGCUUCUAGAGUAUUUCCAGACCCGGCAAGCGGAGGAUACUGGCUUCUUCUAUGCAGUCCAGAUGUGUGAUGGCAGGAUGAUGAAUCUUUUUUGGGCAGAUGGACGGUCAAGAUUUUCCUUCACCCAAUUUGGGGAUGCCGUGGUGUUCGACACUACUUACAGGAGGGGCGGUUAUUCAUUUCCGUUUGCCUCUUUCGUUGGGGUUAAUCAUCAUAGGCAACCCGUACUCCUUGGAUGUGCCUUGAUUGCUGAUGAAUCUGCAGAGUCUUUCACAUGGGUGUUCCAAGCUUUGCUAAGGGCAACGUCCGGGAGGCGCCCCGUGUCUAUUAUAGCUGACCAGGACUGGCCCAUUCAACAUUCGAUUUCCCAGGUUUUCCCCGGAACACAUCACCGCUUUUCUGCAUGGCAAUUCUUUUCAAAGGAGCAAGAACACUUGGGUGGGUUACUCUCUCUGGAUCCAAACUUUAAGUUUGAGUAUGAAACCUGCAUUUUCCAGAGCCAAACAGCACACGAGUUUGAUGCGGCGUGGAAUAUUCUCAUAAAUAAAUAUAACCUGAAGGACGACAUUUGGUUGAAAGAUAUGUCGAGGAUGCGUAAGAGUUGGGUUCCUUUGUACAUUAAAGCCACGUUCUUUGCUGGUAUACCAGUGGAUGGAAGCUUGAAUUCAUAUUUUUCCCCAAUUCUAUCUCCCCAAACGCCUCUCAAUGAAUUUAUACCACGUUACGAAAAGGCCAUUGAGGAACGACGAGACGAAGAGAGGAAAGAAGAUUUCAACUCGUUAAAUCUGGCGACGGUUCUUCACACAAAAGACCCCAUUGAAGAGCAAUGCAGGAGGUUAUACACCACAACAAUGUUCAAAGUGUUUCAGAAAGAGCUUUUGGAGAGCUAUGGCUAUGUAGGGAUAAAGAUAAAUGUAGAAAGCGCCAUUACUAGGUACUUGGUCCAGAAGUGUGGGCCCAAUUCAGAUGAAAGGAGUACAGUUGCCUUCAAUGCUUCGAAUCUUAAUAUAAGUUGCAGUUGUAAGAUGUUUGAGUUUGAAGGGGUACUCUGUAGGCAUGCCUUGAAGGUGUUCCAGAUGAUGAAUGUGAGGGAAGUUCCAUCUCGAUAUGUAUUGCAUAGGUGGAUGAAGAAAGCGAAGAAUGGCAUCUUAAGGGAUGUGGAGUCCGCGGGUGGUGGGUACCAAGAUUUUAGGGCACUUAUGUUGUGGAGUUUGAGAGAAGAAGCUAAUAAGUUCAUCGAGAUGGGAGCUACUAGUUUGGAGAGAUACAAACUUGCCUUUGAGAUCAUGCAGGAGGGUAACAAAACUCUCAGGUGGCAAAGCUAGGAGGGUAGUGGUCUCAAAUUUAGGUCAGGCGAAGUUCGAGAUUUGUGAAAAAGUUGACUCCCAACUCUUUAGCCGUUGAGUUUUUAUUAUAUGCUCGAGAUCGACAAUGCAGAGCCGAGGAUCCAGCGAGUGAUUUGGUAAACCAAGGGAAAAUAGUGCAUUCUUUAAACAAAUGGCUGUUGGAGAUCCCUCUUACCAACAAUACAUAGGAUUGUAUACAUUCUUUGCCUCAUUUUGUUGUACUCCGUUGUAUUUAUGUCCAAGUCUAACUCGUUCUGAACUUCUGAUGAACAAAAUAUUCUGUAUAUGUAAUUAAUGUUAUCGCAAAGGAAUAAAAAACAAUUUUAUCGAUUUGAAGUUGUAUUGACG
Cuscuta epithymum is the source of this 4704-nucleotide messenger RNA. The record is from the annotation of a GenBank genome assembly. Lineage: Eukaryota; Viridiplantae; Streptophyta; Magnoliopsida; Solanales; Convolvulaceae.